Molecule: messenger RNA, 3318 nt
Organism: Symbiodinium sp. CCMP2592
Lineage: Eukaryota; Dinophyceae; Suessiales; Symbiodiniaceae
Source: the annotation of a GenBank genome assembly
AUGUUUGUGCAACGACUACUCCGACUCCUCCUGCUGGUGACACCUCUUGUGUCUGCGCAGCUGUCGUUGGUAUGCUCCGGAAUCUCAGAGACCAUCCCUGGUCGUGUCAGUCUUUACUUCGGCUCGCGAUCGCCGGCCUCAGCCAUACCCACGGACGUCACGGGCCAUGUGAAGAUUCGUAGCGCUGGAGGCCUCGUGACGACGAAGAACUUCGCGGUCAGCUGUCCACUGGCGCAGCCCCUCGACCCGUCGCAGACCACUUCAAAGCAGUGGGCCGAUGCGAUCGUCCAAGCCUGUAGCUUCUUUCCUGGGCCGGAGGGGCGGAUGAUCGGCGAUGUCUUUUCGAAGAUCACCUGCUACAAGCGCGCUCCUUCGAUGGGCCCUCUGGAUGCGGACACCGGCGGCAUUUUUCACGUGGCCGCCGUGGGCGAAACCAACGACGCAGCGACCGACCUAGUGCCAUCGACUGCGCCAGGCCUUGUCCAGUCCUUCUGGGUGGUGCCUAUCGACGAUAUCCCACCGGGGUGGUGGGGCGUGACGCAAGAGCUGGACGCUCCCGAGCCGCUCCAACCAUGUCCGGACCUGGUGACCAUCACCAAGUCGAACACCAGGCGGACAAUAACGUCGCGAGAGAUGUACCCCUGCUCCGUGGGCUUUUCCGGGCGCUGGUACUGGUUUCACAUCGCUCCGGCCGGCGGGAUUCCAAGGCAAGGCUGUGUUUCUCCGCCGAGCAAAAACGUGGGAAGUUCCAACAUCCUUUCCGACGAUGUUCAAGCAUUCUGUUCUAACGUGCCUGAUGGUUUCAUGUGCCCUGUCACCUGCAACAAGAACCGGGCACCGAUUGGAGAGGUCCAUUGCGAGGACGGUGUUUGGUCUCGUACUUUGAGAUGUCGGCCGUUUUCCAAGGUGUGCCUGUCAGGCGUGGCGCAGCUUCGUGUCACAGCCAAUGACAUCAGUUAUUUUCUGAAAGGAGUCGUUCCUGAUGGGCGAUCUGAAUGCGAUCUGUUCAGCCGCAAGGGUAAGAAGUGUGGAGCAGUCUGCAACGAACAAGGUGAGUUCGGCUGCGGACAAAUCAAAUGCGUUCGCAGCAACCGUCGACGAGUUGGUGCUCCGACCGGUCUGUGGCAGGCGGCUAACAAUCGCUUCGAUUGUAAGAACCCGACCACCGACGCUCUGGUGAAUCGCCCAACGAUUGUCAAGCUGGAGCCCGACGGCGAGAACAUCAAAAUCACUGCCGACAUUGUGAAAGAUCCUGAAAAGGUCAUCUCCCCCAUCAGCACGUUCCUCUUCCGCGAGACCACCGGUGUGAUGACAUGCACCGCGCCAGAGCAGAAUGCCAUGGAGCUGAGUAGGAACAACCAGGACGACGAAGCUGAUGACCCUGAAGAGGCGGAUGACGAUGAGGACGAUGACGAGGCCGAUGACGUGCGUCGCUUGUCUCUCGUCCCUGAGCAAGAUGAGGAGUGGUCAAGCAAGUUGCAUGGCUUGUCAUGGAACCGUCGCCUGCAGACGGCGGAUGUGGAUUCCUGCAACGAUGAUGCGGACUUUACCAAGCGGAACAAUCAGUGUUUCCCUGACGGCAACGACGGCAACAAGUGCAACUCUUGUUCUGCUCUAGACCUGGCCAACUCUGCGGACACGACCUGUUGGGCCAAGAGCCGCCGCAGCCGAGAAUGCGCCGCUGAUCCUCGCAGCGGGGAUUUCCUGAGCUGUCAGUUCGAGGGCCAGUUCAAUGGCCAGGCACAGGCCUGCUAUGCGAAGCCUCCGGAGGGGUUCUGCGUGAAGAAGGUCUGCGCCAUGCAGGGCGGGUCGAAGUUUUGCAGGACUUUCGAUCCGCCAACCUCGGGCCAAUUCUGCGUCGGCGAUUCGAACGCAGACCCGAUCGAUCACGUCGUCGUGCGCUACACAUGUUGCAACCCGAAUUUGCUCACCUUCACCGGGAGCUGUGGCGGGGGAAACCCAGAUGACAUCCCAAAGUACGAGGUCAUGGCUGGUGCCAGGAACGAUGCUGGAACCUCCUGGUCUCUGCCUGUGAGCCUGACCUGCGCACCGCUGAGCGCCCGGAGGCAGCUGAACAGGGAGAAGUACGAGAUCCCCGAGACGUGCUCGGCGCUGCUGCCCGGGGAGUCCUGUGAGGUGGGUUGCACCUCCAACUACAUCCUUCAGAGGAGAAAUGGCCGGGGCACUUUCACUUGCCAACUGGGAAUGAACAGGCAGCCAGCAGGCAGCUUUCCCAGGUGCAGAGCGAAGCCGACUGGCAAGAACGUGUGCGAGGGACAGGCGCAUACUUCCACGACGACAACGACAACCGGGCUGCCUGCUGAUUGCGAGCUUUGCGCGCAGAUUGGUAAUUACAAAGACAGCCGCUUCGAGCAGUGUCGCUUCUGGGGUGACCCUCAUAUCACGAAGAGCUGGCGCCCGAAGAACCGUUUCAACUUCCAAGACACCGGCAUCCACCGCUACGCCCGCGCCGCGCGCUGCGCCGGCAGCUUCGAGCUCCACGUCUUCCAAUGUCAGUACAGCCGUGGACGGAACUCGGUGGCAACAGCGCUGGCAGCUCGGAUCAACGGAAACGCCACCAUCUUCAUCAACGAUCGAACAGUUGAGACGACUGGCGGAGUCUUUGUGGAGCCUGAUUCGGGUGCCAUCACAAACGACAAGAAGGGCGUCAACAUUCAGAGUGACGAUGAGUGCGUGUUCUUCAAUGUCAACGUUAAGCACGUCAACAAGAAUCCAGGCUUCAUGCACAACAUGAAGCUGCACAUGUUUGGGGAGGACAUCACCCAUGAUGGAAUCUGCGGUGCUGCAGACCUGAAGACCCAGUACAUCGACCCUGCAUCGACGGACAUGAUCUUCACUCCACAGCAGCAUCAGGACUUGUGCAACCAGUGCGUGUACGCAGGUGGCGAUCCGCCAAGAGGCUGCCCAGACCCGACGUCCAUACCGAAGACCUACAGCACAGGCACCCAUUGCUUGCAGUCCCUUGAGGUCGCACCAGAAGGUGGGCAUCAGGUCACCCUCGUCGCGGCGUUUGUUCGGGACCUGCUGAAGUCCCCACUCGGGGGGGUCAUCUUCAGCCAGCUGGAGAUGCAAGAUGCCAUCAGGCGCUUGCAGGAUGACAUGCGCAAGAUCCUUCGGGAGCCGCUCGCCACCCAUCAGGGUGCCUCUUUCCUUAGCGUCAACCCGGUCCCCAUCGAAGCGGCGGCGUACGGAGCCUGUUGGCCAUGGGCCAACAGCUUCUACGUCAUCACCAAGUCCCACACCUCGAUGAUGGGAGCGCUCAUGAAUUUGCUGCUGAAGCCUUCCAGGGAGGAAUGA